GGCGGAGUGCCUUCUGAAUCAAAUCACUCGAGUUUGUGAAAAAGCUUCAACUGGCAGGAGGCGAUCCGGACGACAGGAAAGUGUCGCCGAAGAGUCCGCACGGGGCGCGGAGGAAAGCUUCGCACCCCGGGGCGCCGACUGGUGGCCUCGGAAAUGAGGAGCGUUUCUCUCUAGCUGGGGGGAUCUGGAUUAUUAUGCAGCGCUAUGGCUUGGUGUGACCGAGGAGUCCAGACGCUACUGACCACAGUCGGGGCUUUUGCCGCCUUCAGUCUGAUGACCAUAGCGAUUGGCACUGACUAUUGGCUCUACUCGAGAGCGCACAUCUGCAAUGCCACCAACAUCACGAGCGACGAAACUCAAAACCAACCCAAGAAAACUAAAGGAGACCUGACCCACUCCGGGCUCUGGAGGAUCUGCUGUAUCGAAGGUCUCAACAGAGGAAGCUGCUACCGGAUCAACCACUUCCCUGAGGAUAACGACUACGACACGGACAGCUCGGAGUACCUGCUGCGUAUCGUGCGCGCCUCCAGCGUUUUCCCCAUCUUGAGCACCAUCCUCCUGCUCCUCGGAGGCCUCUGUGUGGGGGCCGGAAGGAUCUACAGCAAUAAAAACAACAUCCUGUUGAGCGCUGGCAUCCUCUUUGUAGCAGCAGGUCUGAGUAAUAUCAUCGGCAUCAUCGUGUACAUCUCGAGCAACGCAGGAGACCCUAGUGACAAAAAGGACGAGGACAAAAAGAACCAGUACAACUAUGGCUGGUCCUUCUACUUUGGGGCCCUGUCCUUCAUAGUGGCUGAAGCCAUAGGUGUGCUGGCCGUCAACAUUUACAUUGAGAAGAACAAGGAGAGGCGCUUUAAGACGCGCAGGGAGUUCAUCAAGGCCUCGUCAUCCUCCUCCCCGUACUCCAGAAUGCCCAGCUACAGGUAUCGGAGGAGACGGUCGACGUCCAGUUCCCGCUCCACAGAGCCCUCCCCUUCUCGGGAGACGUCACCCAUGGGACUCAAGAUGCUGGGUUCCGUGCCCAUGACUGAAAUCUCCAUGUACACCCUCUCGCGAGACCCUCUGAAGAGCCCCACCAGUGGCACGUACAGCUCUGAGCAGGAGGCGGGCUUCCUGCAGGUCCACAACUGCUUUCAGAAGGACCUCAAGGAGGGCGUCAACAGGAGGACCACACCUGUCUGAGUCACCAGGCGCUGUGACUGGUGAAUUACUGAUAGAGCCCCUCCCCGAGAUGGUGAGGGAGCGCCCGGCUUGACGCCCACAGGUUGUUGGGCACACUCCUGCAGGUGCACUUUUUUUUUGCGACAACGCCUGAGAAGUUCCAAUUGAGCCAGAAUUGGUAGCAAUAUUCUUGUACCCCAAGCGCUGAUGUCCCGUGUCUUUCCCCACAAGUGUCGUUCUUGCUGUGUCUGUCCCCGUCUAAGAAGUAUUCAGCCCCCCCCAGAAGAGUCCUUUCAACUGGUGCUAACAGGGAUGGAGGCCACACCACCCUGCUUUUCAGGACCCCUGGGGAGGCUUGAAAAUACGGCAUGUGUAGCAGUAAUGUCCCCCUCGCACAUGGGACCCUCCGUCUGCCUUUCAGAUCCAGUAUAAGACAUCAGAUUACAAAGGAACUGGUCUCCGGGUGGGCUCUUCUUUUGCCCAUUUGCCCUUACCAUAAAUGGAUAAUUGCAGGAUUCUGAGGGGACUGAGUCAAGCAUGCUUUCACUAAACAUUUGAGGGGCACCCCGUUAACCCGUCCUUCCAGUCGCUUCAGCACUAAGGGGGGUCCUUCUGCGUAUCUGAUAGCUUCAUUUCCAUUCACCCAGGUCAUUCCUUGGAGCAUGGGUAUGGCGUCCUUAGCACCCUCUGCAGCUGCUGCUACACAAGGGGGUAUCUGAAUGGCAGGUGGGCCACCAUGUCCUUCUGAGGACUUCAGGAGCUUGCUCCGUGCCAUGCAGGGAGAGAUUAUCAUGUGAAAGUGGGAGCACAAAGCACAUGCCUGAUGCGCCAGUCCCUCUCCUCCUCUGUUUUCAUAAAAAUUUGCUGGAGGCCCAAGGUGACUCGUAACUACAAAGACGGGUUCAGGAGAUGUCCCAGAAAUGUGGCCACCCCUUCCACUGCUCAGUAGCUCCUCUUCAGUUUGAGGUCUCAGAAUGAUUGGGCCAAUUGGAAUAAAGAGGGCCAAUGAGGGGGGGUAGGUGGGGUCUGAGAUGGGGGUUUGUUAAGGGAGAAGGCAGAGACUGUGAAUGAGGGGGUGAGGCUCAUUAAAACAGGGGGAAGGGCCUAAGAAUGAGGAGGUGGGGCUUUUUAAGGGUGAAGACAGAGACUAUAAAUGAGGGGGUGGGGCUUGUUAAGGGUGAAGACAGAGACUAUGAAUGAGGGGUGGGGCUCAUUAGAGGAGGAGGAGUUAGUGGUGGAGACAGGGUCUAUGACUAAGGAAGUGGUGCUGAUUAGAGGAGGGGUGGAGCCAAAGAAUGAGGGGAGCUAAUUAAAAAAAGAGAUAAGGUCUGUGAAUGAAUAGGUGGAGUUUGUUAAAGGUGGAGUCAGGGUCCAUGAGUGAAGUGGUACGGCUUAUUAGAGGAAGAGAAGGAGUGAGGAGGUGGAGGAGAAAGGGCCUAAGAGUGAGGAGGCGGGGCUACUUAAAGGAGGAGGUGGGGCUUGUUAAGGGCGUAGACAUAGACUAUUAGUAAGGGGUGGUGCUAAUUACAGGACAAGGUAAGGCCUACAAGUGAGAAGUUGGAGCUUGUUAAUGGUGGAGACAUGACAUAGGAUUCAGGAAGUGGGGCGAUUUAAAAAAAGGAAAAGGAGGUUAGACCUAUGAGUGUGAAGCUGGGGCUAAUUAAAGGAGGAGCUAAGACCUCUAAGGCAGAGAAGGAAGAGGAGGUAACGACUAAAAAUGAGAAGGAGGAGCUAAUUAGUGGAGGGGCGGGGCCUAAGUGUUAGAAGGUGGGCCUAAUUAGGAGAAGAGGAGAUAAGGCCUGUGAGUAGGUGGGUUUUGCUAAUGGUGAAGGCAGGGCCUCAGAGUGAUGGACUUACUAGAGGAGGUAGGGCCUAUGAGUGAGAAGGUGGAGCUCAUUAUAGGUGAAGGCAGAGACUCUGAGUGAGGAGGAGGGGCUAAUUAGUGGAGCAGGAGGUAAGGCCAAUGAGUGAACAGUUGGGGCUCAUUAAUGGCGUAGGCAGCACCUGGGAGUGAGGAGGUGGUACUAAUUAGAAGAGGAGUAGGUGGAACCUGUUAGUGACAAAGCAGAACUUGUUAUAGCGGAAGGCAGGGACUAAGAGUACGAGGGUGAGGCUAAUUAGAGGAGGGGCAGGGCCUAAGAGUGAGGAGGUGGUGGGACAUGUGGGGCUCGUUAAAGGUGAAGGCAGGGACUAUAAGUUAGGGGGUGGGGAUAAUUAAAGGAAGAGGCAGAGCCUAAGAAUGAGAAGGAGGUGCUAGUUAGAGGACGGGACAGGGUCUCAGAAAGAGAAGGUGGAGCCUAUGAGUGACAAAAUAGGGGUCACUAAAGGUGAAGACAGGAACUAUGAAUAAGAAGGUGGGGCUAAUUUGAAGAGGGGAGUGGACCAAGAGUGAGGUGGUGGGGCUAAUUGGAAGAGUAGGUAAAGCAUAUGAGGGAGGAUGGGGGUCUUGUGAGAGUAGGAGAAGUCAAAGUAUAUGAGCGAGUAAGAGAGUCAGGUCCGAAGAGCAAGGAGGUUGCUCUACUGGAGGUGAGAACACGGAUUUGUGUUUAGUGGGAGGAGGCGAGAGUCAUGGGAGGAGGAAGAUGAAAGGCCUCUGAGUGAAGAGAUAAAGGACAAGUCUUUGAGAGAAGUGAGCAGGUGACACCAAUGGGAAGAGGAGGAGGAGGACGAGCCUAGGAAUGAGACAUCAGGGCUGGUGGGUGACCACGAGUCAGUAAGUGAGAAGGCAGUCCAAGUGAAAGGGGUUAUAAGGCUAAAAAUGUCUGGGAGGUGAGCCUGGGCAGUGGAAGAUGGCCUUGGUGAUUUACUGAUGGAAGUAAAGCCUCUGAAGCAGAGGACUUUGAAGGAAAGGAGUUGAGUGAGGCUGGCAAGAAGAACUUGGGUUAGGGGGCUUCAGAAUUAGGCAAAGAAGACAAAGGUUCAGAUAGCCAUGGAGAUACACUGAGGUCCUGUGGCCCAAGACUAGCACAGGGAUGCUUGAAAGGGCCGUCUGGUUUCUUUUGCCAAUACCUGCCAGUGCCAGUGGGCGUGACCCGUUAACAUCAGCUCUGGACGUGCCAGGUCAGUGCAGCUCUGAGAGAAGAGGUGAGUUGUGCUGCUGUGCUUCCCUCUCGGCGGUUCUGCUGGUCAUUGGCUUCCUUCUUCUCCCAUUCGCCGGCAUGUCCUUCAGCUCUAUGUGUUGUGCCAUUCUCCUCCUGUGUCCCUUCUGGUACGUGUCCCUUCCAUGUGAACUCAGAUUUACAGAACUCAAUUAAACCAGUAAAACGUACUGGACAAAGCUA
Polypterus senegalus (gray bichir) is the source of this 4439-nucleotide messenger RNA. RefSeq names its product calcium channel, voltage-dependent, gamma subunit 4b (gene cacng4b). Bases 205 to 1179 code for a protein of 324 amino acids. Gene Ontology annotation, cellular component: postsynaptic density membrane; AMPA glutamate receptor complex; voltage-gated calcium channel complex. The record is from RefSeq and is a predicted model, not a curated record. NCBI's taxonomy places the organism in Eukaryota, Metazoa, Chordata, Cladistia, Polypteriformes, Polypteridae. Gene Ontology annotation, molecular function: voltage-gated calcium channel activity; channel regulator activity. The transcript is spliced from 4 exons. Gene Ontology annotation, biological process: regulation of AMPA receptor activity; calcium ion transmembrane transport; transmission of nerve impulse.